CUUCCCUUAAAAUCCACCCACCCCUCUCUCUCUCUCUCUCUCUCUCUAUACCUUAAACCGUACUAAACCGUAUCGAUUGAUAAAAUUGCAAGGUACGAUCGUAAAUCUUGGUAAAGUAAUUUUGAGAUAGAUGGAAACGCAGCGUAAGUCGAAGCAUCGCAAGACCAAUCCAGCCAUUGGUGCCUCUUCUUCUGAUCAAGAAGUGAGCAGUCUUGAGUGGGAAGAAAUAGCAAUGGCUCAAGAAGAAGAGGAUUUGAUCUGCAGGAUGUUCAAGCUUGUCGGUGAAAGGUGGGAUUUAAUAGCUGGGAGGAUUCCAGGAAGAACAGCAGAAGAGAUCGAGAGGUUUUGGGUGAUGAAGAAUCAUCGAAGAUCUUUAUUACGUUGAUCGCCAACUCUAAAAUCAUUUUUCUGAUAUUUGAAAAAAAAAAAUGAAAUCUAUACAUAAUAUAUAUCCUUUAAUAUUCGUUGGUGAUUCCGCAGUUUUGUUCGUGAAUUUGAAGUAGUAGUUGUAUUUCUCGUGUUUUCAUCUUGUGUGUACCUUUGUUAUUUGAUUAAAAAAAACCAUGACCCGAACCUUUAAUUA
Messenger RNA from Camelina sativa (false flax), 583 nucleotides. RefSeq names its product MYB-like transcription factor ETC1. Gene Ontology annotation, molecular function: transcription cis-regulatory region binding. Gene Ontology annotation, cellular component: nucleus. Lineage: Eukaryota; Viridiplantae; Streptophyta; Magnoliopsida; Brassicales; Brassicaceae. The record is from RefSeq and is a predicted model, not a curated record. Gene Ontology annotation, biological process: regulation of DNA-templated transcription; cell differentiation.